CUAUGCGAUAUCAAUUGAAGUAAAGUUGAUGUAGUGUACUUACUGGCAAAACUUUUAAUUUUGAUAAGACGAUUUUAUAAAAGGACGCGUAAAAUAUUAAUCAGGUGAACAGAGACGAGUCGAAGAAUAUAUUCUCUCGGCGUUAAAACGUGUAUCUUAAGAUGGGUGUGCCGAAAUUCUUUAGAUACAUAAGCGAGAGGUACCCCUGUCUCAGCGAGGUCAUAAAGGAACAUCAGAUACCAGAAUUUGAUUAUUUAUAUUUAGAUAUGAAUGGUAUCAUACACACGUGUUCGCAUCCAAAUGAUGGCGAUGUUUGCUUUCGCAUUUCUGAGGAGACUAUUUUUAAGAAUAUAUUUCAUUACAUAGAAGUAUUGUUCAACAUGAUACACCCGCAAAAAUUGUUUUUUAUGGCGAUAGAUGGUGUAGCGCCUAGAGCAAAGAUCAAUCAACAAAGAGGCCGGCGAUUUAGAUCUGCCAAGGAAGUAGAAGUGCAAGAAGCUAAAGCUAAAGCAAAGGGUAUCUCGAUACCUCAGGAAAAAAGAUUUGACUCGAAUUGUAUAACCCCAGGAACACUUUUUAUGGCUAAACUUGGCGAGCAGCUUAAACGUUUUGUCGAAUAUAAAAUUUCCAUUGAUAAUGCUUGGAAGAAAUGUAAAGUACUAUUUAGUGGAUCCGAGGUCCCUGGAGAAGGAGAGCAUAAAAUUAUGGAUUAUAUAAGAUACAUGAAAGCGAGCGAAGAUUAUGAUAAAAAUUCCAGGCAUUGUUUAUAUGGUCUAGAUGCUGAUUUAAUAAUGUUAGGUCUCUGUUCUCACGAGCCAAACUUCUCCCUUUUACGAGAAGAAGUAAAGUUUGGUAAACAGCAAGUAAAGAUGACUCCUGAAGAGACAAAGUUCUGUCUUCUUCAUUUGUCACUUCUACGGGAAUAUAUAGAGCAUGAGUUUUCACCAAUCAGAGAUAAAUUGUCUUUUGCAUUCGACAUAGAGAAAAUAAUUGAUGACUGGGUUUUAAUGGGUUUUUUAGUAGGAAAUGACUUCAUUCCCCAUUUGCCAAAUCUACAUAUUGCUAAUGGUGCACUGCCAAUUCUGUACCGUGCAUACAUGGAGGUUUUACCAACGCUAGAUGGUUAUAUAAAUGAAGCGGGAACAUUAAAACUGGACCGUUUUGAAAAGUUUAUGGAGAAGCUUAGUCGUCUAGAUUUAGAGCAGUUUAAUGAACAUUACGCCGAUUUGAAAUUUUUUGAGAGUAAAACAGGUAGAAGGCCCAAUGAAACUGAACGACAUGUAUAUAAAAAAUCAGAAGACAGCGAGACCGCAUCUCCGAAAAAAAUACAAAAUAAGGAUCUAGAAGCUCUAAUUAAAAACACUACGGAGAUGACGUUGAGUAAUUUUGACGAAGAUUAUGAUGACUUUUUAAUGGAUAUGGAUUUAAUGGAUAUGGCAGAUGAUGAGUCUGAUAGUGAUAUAUAUAACAUGGAAUUUGUACAACAUAAAAAAUAUUAUUAUAUGAACAAAUUAGAAUACGACAAUGUUGAUGCGGAAGUUUUGCGUUCGCAAGCCGAGGGCUAUGUGCGAGCGAUACAAUGGAAUUUGCAUUAUUAUUAUCAUGGCUGUUGCAGCUGGUCAUGGUAUUAUCCGCAUCAUUACGCUCCGUACAUUUCAGAUAUAAAGGACUUCAAGGAUUUAAAGUUAGAAUUUGACUUGGGGGAACCAUUUUUACCUUUUCAACAAUUAUUAGCUGUAUUACCAGCGUACAGCAAGGAGCUGUUACCAGAGGCAUUUCAAUCGCUAUUGACAGAAGAAUCGUCCCCUAUUAUUGAUUACUAUCCACAUAAUUUUAAAACCGAUCUAAAUGGAAAGCGACAAGAAUGGGAAGCAGUUGUACUUAUUCCAUUCAUUGACGAGAGACUCUUGCUGGCUGCUAUGCAGCCGCACUUGACGAAAUUAACAACAGAGGAACAGGCAAGAAACAAACAUGGGCCGAUGUGUCUGUACUCGCAUGCUGACGAAAUUCGAAGCGUUCACAAGGAAACAGUAUACUUUCCAGAAUUCACCAGUCAUGCUCAAGUAACAUUAAUGAUCCGCGACGACGUUUUUGUGCCAAGAGAGAAAUUAGUUAGAGGGCUGUCUCCAGGCUUUGAUCUCAACGUUUAUUAUCCGGGAUUUCCUAUAUUGCGGCAUUUACAGCAUACAGCGCAUUUGGAAAAAGCGAAGGUAAAAGUAUUCCAGCAAGCAUCUUUGGGAGACAAUAUGAUUUUAACCAUAAUAUCAGAGAAGGCACCAAAUGCGACGACCUUAGCGUCGAAGCUGUUAGGAAAGAGUGUGUAUGUGGAUUGGCCUCACUUGAAGGAGGCUCUCGUGGUGGGCGUGGCCGAUUGUGAUGCGAAGUUCAGUUUAAUUAAUCCGUUAGGCAGCUACGCUCCUGAUAAUCUAAUCAAAGAGGAGAUGAAGGGCGUAGUAGCCGGGGAAUGUACUCUGCACAAAAAACUGAUCAAAGAAACACAUAUGUCACGUCUUGGAAUAGAUUUAGGCGAGACGAGUGUGUUGCUUUUCACGCGCUCAUUCCUAGGCAACAGGUAUAUUUUUGGUCCUCAGGGGAAAGUGACGAUUGAGAAACAGUGGAACGUAUUCACCACGAUUCAUGCUUAUCAGGCCAUAGUUAAAGAUAUUUCUGUCUACACCAAGAAAAUAACAGAAUAUGAAACUAUGCAUGACAUUUUCCUACCAGGAAUCUUUUGUUUCAUGCUCGGACAUCCCUAUUACGGUGCAAUGGGAGAGAUCAUAUCAAAUAAGGACAAUCCAAAGGCACGCGGAAUCACAAUUUCUAUAAAUCCUAUAAAGGAACCGACGUUCGAGGUCGUUAAACAAGCCUUUGCGCAUCAAAAGAUUCGAUAUAUGCACGGCAGUAUCGCCGCUCAACGUCUUGGAAUAAGUAGUCAUCUGUUAAGUAGAAUCACGGGAACUAUUUAUGUUAUACAAGCAUCGAAAGAAGAAGUCGCUAAAUAUAAUAUUGGAUUGAACCUAAAAUUCAAUAAGAAGAACGAAGAGAUGCCUGGUUACACUAGAAAAGACAACAGUCAAUGGCUGUACAGUACGAAAGCAGUCGAACUGAUCCGCAACUACAUGGUGAAGUAUCCUGACUUGUUUGAACGUUUGGCUCAAAAUGUAACGAACGACAUUUUUCAAGAAGAGGAACUAUUCAAACCGGGAUCGAAUGCGCUGAAGGAUAUAGUCGCUUGGCUGAAAGUAGAACUACAAGGUAUAGAAAGUCGCGCUUGCGGCAUGGAUGUCGUGGAAGCAGAAUUAGUGAAGACGAUCGAGCAAGAAGUAGAGAAAUAUUUGAAGACUCGGGAUACUAAAGGCAAAGCGGUAUUUCUACAAGUGCAGCCGGAUCUGCUUUUCAAGCCAGGAUUACAUCCGUUACGUAACGUGCCGCCCGACCCCAAUUCCCAAAACCGUUUGUUCGACAGAAUUUGCUGUGUCAAAAUCGGUUUCACCGUACCAAUUGGCGCGAAAGGCACUAUUAUAGGAGUACAAAAAGCGACCAAUCCACAGGACGUCAUGUAUGAUGUUUUAUUCGAUCAGCCUUUCAUGGGCGGACUCACGUUAAAUGGUUGCUCCGAGUUUCGCGGCUACCGUUUAACAGCCGCGGAUUUUAUAAACAUCAGCUUUGGCGAGAGAGUGGAGCAAGGAAAUGUGAUGAACGAAUCGACGGAUUACCGGAAACAAACGACCAAUCCCGCUUCUCCCAAUAAAAAGAACGAUCAGUCGAAAGUGUACCCGCAGAUGCAACUCGCUAAGAAAGGACUCGAAAAGCUCAGUCGAGAUAUUCGUUUGGGGUUGGCAGCCCAGCGCAAUGUGAAAGAAUCGGGUCCUAAGAUCAUUCUGCAAAACAAAGGGCUACCUCAGAGUCCCCAAAGCGCGCCAUCUAAUCAAGCGUCCGAGUUUCAAGCGCUGUGGGAUGAAUUGCACAAGAUACAGAAGCCGAGCGGACCACCGCAGAAGACGGUUCCAGCGUUCCCGAUGACGAAAGUCAAGCCGUUUAACAAUCACAACACGCCGCCGCAAGAUCCUAGCGCAAUUUUGAAAGCUCUGUUGAAAAUUCCCGAUGCAAAUGCGCAAACGAGUAAGCAGCAAGCUAAGCAAUUUGCGCCGCAGUCUGUGGCGACGCCUGAGAAAGCGACAAUUUCGCAGAAAGAUCAAAAGAUGGAUCCUCCAUCUUUAGUACAACAGUUGUUCGAUCGUGCUCGACAAACAGAAGAAAAGAAGGAACAAGCAAAUCCAGUCUGGUACAGCACACAGUUAUUGAAACAUUUCUCUUACAACGGAGCUGGCAUACCAAAGUACAAUUAUAGCGUCGAUGAGAAAACGGGUUUAAUUAUCGCCCAUAUUAUGCUGGAAAAUUCUACAGUGUUUAAAAGCGCUCCUUGCGCCACUCGUGAGCAAGCCACAGAAAGUGCAGCAAAGAAGGCGUAUAAGGCCUUAAAUUUGGAUAAAGUGCCCGAUGCAAAAAUGAUGAUGCCACCUCGACAACAAUGGUACAACAAUCAACAAAAUAACUGGGUCCAAAAUAUCCGACCUCCCAUGGGCCCUUCGAUACCGAUGGGUCCUUCAAAAAUGCCGCCUUUACCCUCGCAACUGUCCGUGCUGAAUUACACAUUUUAUCCAAAAUGGCAAAAACCACCACAUCAAAUAUUCGCGCCAACCGCAUCGUACAGCCAAAACAGGCACCAACAAAGACAACAGCAGGGACAACAGAGGGGUUCGCAGAACGAACCGAAGAUGGGAACAAAACACGCCAACCCAUUCGUUCCGUUACAGGCGCAAAAGAAGAGUAGAAACGCCAAUGUAAAGCAAACUCCGAAGGAAACGAGUUCUAGUACUAAAAAGAACUCUAGCCCUAAAGUGCAGCAACAACAGCAGAGAAAGGAAGAAACCUCGCCUAAGAAGGAGAAACAGGAGGUUGUAAAUAAGAUCAAAGAGAAGGCGUCGAGUGAACCGCAACGACAGCAACCGUCGCAACAGCCGCAACGACAGCAACCGUCGCAACAGCCGCAACAAACAGCGGGCAAAUCGUCCAAGCCCAGGAAGUCGCGCGUCGCCGCAAAAUUCGGCGCACCAUCCCUGUCGAACGGCGAACUCCCGCAGUAAAAACUCAACUUUGCGUUCGGUGAAGAUCUCUGCAAAUUGUGUGUAAAUAUAAAAACAAUUAUAUCGAUCCAUCGCCACCGCUCGUUUUUUACAUUUUAUAACAAAAACGUGAAGCUUUCUUUGAACAUGUCCGACGGGCCAGUAUCUCAUCUUAUUUCGGAAACUUUAGUAUCGUGCAUUUUCGUAUUUACAAAGAAACGGGUGCAAGUGGUCUUCCCCCUCCGAUUUUGAACACUUGCGCCAGUUUCCAUUGUUAGAUACGAUCGCAUGCCUGUGCACCAAGUAACAAUACGUAGAUCCUUUCAAAUAAUGUACAUAUACGCACUGAACUUGUAUACGUUAACGUACAAUGUGUAAAAAUGAUGUAAGUGGAAAUUAGUUGACUUAGCAUUCUGUAUUUUGUCGACGAGUAUCGGCGUGUCAACGAGACUAAUCUUUACUAUCUGAUUAUUUCCUUAGGACGAUUUAUUUAUAAUAAAACUCAGAAAUUAUUUAUUCAGAUAUUUUUUUGAAUAACGAUCUUGAUUACAAUUCGGUGACGUAUGCGCGAGAAGUUGAAGUAAAAAUAAAAUUUAAAAAAAAAUAAAAAAAAACGAAAAUUGUCGCAGUGAUAUAUUUAUGUUUUGCUUUUUUAUUAUUAAUUUUACUGAAACACAUAUCAUGAGCACAACUUAUUUGUAAUGUUUAUUUUAUGUAAAGAACAAUAGAUUUAUUUUAUCUAAUAAUGAAAUGCGAUUUAUGUAUAGAGAAAAGAAAGCGAAAUAUUGAUUUUUACUGUAAUCCGCGAUGUGCACAUAUACGCGUCUUAAUACAAAAUAUUACGUACAUAACAAUAUGCGUUAAGACUUUGAGAAAGUGAUAUUGAUUAAGUAUAUAAGUAGAAGCAUGUAUCUUUAAUGAUCUUUUCUGCGCUUUUUUUCUGUACAACAAACAACAAACAAAUCAAAAUUAAAUGGCAUAAUCACCAA
Messenger RNA from Linepithema humile (Argentine ant), 6115 nucleotides. It is a transcript of the gene pcm, whose product is annotated as pacman. The record is from RefSeq and is a predicted model, not a curated record. Gene Ontology annotation, molecular function: 5'-3' exonuclease activity; nucleic acid binding. Gene Ontology annotation, biological process: nuclear-transcribed mRNA catabolic process. NCBI's taxonomy places the organism in Eukaryota, Metazoa, Arthropoda, Insecta, Hymenoptera, Formicidae.